Molecule: messenger RNA, 1825 nt
Organism: Nicotiana tabacum (common tobacco)
Lineage: Eukaryota; Viridiplantae; Streptophyta; Magnoliopsida; Solanales; Solanaceae
Product: putative glucan 1,3-beta-glucosidase A
Biological process (GO): cell migration; polysaccharide catabolic process; actin filament bundle assembly
Cellular component (GO): cytoplasm; actin cytoskeleton
Molecular function (GO): hydrolase activity, hydrolyzing O-glycosyl compounds; actin filament binding
Source: RefSeq, a predicted model, not a curated record
UAACGAUAUAUCAUGCAACUCUAAAAUAUUAAGAAGCAAUGGCAAGCUACUCAUGGGCAAGGAAACUUGUUGUCUACUACUUCUUUAUCAUCUUUUCUUGUUGCAUAUUUAGUUUUUCAUAUGGAAGAAUUACUCCAAAUUUCAAAGUUCGAGCUGUUAAUCUUGGAGGCUGGCUUCUCACUGAAGGAUGGAUUAAACCUUCUCUUUUUGAUGGCAUCCCCAACAAAGAUUUUCUGGAUGGAACUGGACUGCAAUUCAAAUCAGUAACAGUUGGGAAGUAUCUGUGUGCUGAGUUAGGAGGAGGAACAAUUAUUGUUGCCAAUAGAACUGCUGCCUUGGGAUGGGAAACCUUCAAAAUUUGGAGGAUAAACAGCACAAGUUUUAACUUUAGGGUGUUUAACAAAGAAUUUGUGGGAGUAGAUGGAAGUGGAAAUGUGGUAGCAGUGGAAAACAAACCUGGAUUUUCAGAGACUUUUGAGAUUGUGAGGAAAUCUGAUGAUCCUAGCCGUGUUCGGAUAAAAGCAUCAAAUGGUUUUUUCUUAGAGGUGCAGGUAAAAACAGAGGAACUUGUGACAGCAAAUAAUGGAGGGAAUGGGGGAUGGGGUGAUGAUGAUCCCUCUGUUUUCAUCAUGAAAACCAGUGGAAAACUUGAAGGCGAGUUCCAAAUUACUAAUGGCUAUGGUCCUAUCAUCGCACCACAAGUUAUGAGAGAACACUGGAAAACAUUUAUAGUAGAAGAAGAUUUCAAGUUCAUAGCAAGCAACGGACUAAAUGCAGUGAGAAUUCCAGUUGGAUGGUGGAUUGCCAGUGAUCCAACUCCCCCAAAGCCUUACGUUGGAGGCUCUUUGCAUGCCUUAGACAAUGCGUUUUUAUGGGCCAAGAAAUACGGACUUAAAGUUAUAAUAGAUCUGCAUGCUGCGCCUGGUUCCCAAAAUCCUUGGGAGCACAGUGCCAACAGAGAUGGUACUAUAGAAUGGGGAAAAACUGAUGAUACCAUUCAACAGACAGUUGCAGUCAUAGACUUCUUAACUGCCAGGUAUGCCAAGAAUCCAAGCCUUUACGCAGUGGAGUUAAUCAAUGAGCCAUUAGCACCAGAAGUUUCAUUCGAGAUGGUGAAAAAAUACUACGAAGCUGGAUAUAAUGCAGUUCGUAAGCAUUCUUCGGAUGCAUAUGUGGUGAUGUCCAACAGAUUAGGAUCUGCAGAUCCAACUGAGCUUUUGCCUUUUGCCAGUGGCUUAAAGGGUUCUGUAAUUGAUGUUCAUUACUACAAUCUUUUCUCUGACAUGUUUAACGACAUGACUGUCCAACAAAAUCUUGAUUUUGUCUUCACCAACCGUUCAGCUCAACUCAAUACUGUCACCCAAUCCAAUGGUCCUCUCACUUUAGUUGGGGAAUGGGUUGCUGAAUGGCAAGUCAGAGAUGCAACAAAGGAGGAUUACCAAAAGUUUGCCAAGGCUCAAUUGGAAGUGUUCGGACGUGCAACAUUUGGUUGGGCUUAUUGGACACUCAAAAAUGUGAACAACCAUUGGAGUUUGGAGUGGAUGAUCAAGAAUGGCUAUAUCAAGCUUUAAAUUACUCAAAUUAUUGUCUGAUUACUGAUCAUAUUUUGUCAGUUACUCAAAAUUUCGAGUCAAAGCCAUAAUACUUGGAUACGUAAUAAGGUAGUUUAGAUGUUAAUCAUAAAGUUUUGAGGAAACACCUCAAAAGAUCAACUUGUAACAGCAUUGUGGAGAUCUUCAUUAACAAAAAUGCUUACAGUCAGUCUAUAAGGCCAUCCAACCACUGCAGGCAGCAAUUUAUUCCGUCCAAUAUACAUCAUUAAAUA